This is a messenger RNA of Linepithema humile (Argentine ant), 3202 nucleotides long. Lineage: Eukaryota; Metazoa; Arthropoda; Insecta; Hymenoptera; Formicidae. The record is from RefSeq and is a predicted model, not a curated record.
AAGCCGAGAGAUUUGAUCUGAAGUUGCUGCAUCGAUCACGCGUACCAUUGCGUUUGGAAAAUUGCAUUGGAGUUUUCGUCAUGGUCGCGACGUCGAGCGUCGAAUUUGUCAUAAGCGAUGUGUACGAUGUCGAGAGCGGGACAAUGCGGCCGUUAACUCCCUCGCGAUCUCGAUGGCCGCGAUCAACAUCAUUAACACCGAAAUAUCGCUCGCUCUCGGCUCGGCUCAGUUGCACCAUCGCGUUGAUUAGCGCUAGUCCUGGUUACUUCAGUUCCCCUCCCCUCCGUCGCUCGGGCCGUAUUGGGGAGGGAAACCGGUACAACUUCGAAUAAGAUAUAAAUACAAUCUGUGCCAUCAUUCCGUCUGACGAGUCACACUCGUCACACUGUAAUAUCCACAUUGUAAAUGUGUGCAUUAGCGUCGUGACAAGCAUGCACACACACACAACGCACACGCGCGCGCGCGCGUGCAUAUACACGCAACGUACACCAUCGAGCGAAAAGUAGGUUCUGCGGGAAGAUAGCGUAUAGAAGACUCAUGAGGAUGAACAAGCGCUAACAUGUGCGAAUCACGACCGGGCAUCCGUCGUCAAUUUACGAUCGCAACGCACACAAUUGAAAUGGAAGUACAUAUAGACAUAUAUAAGGCGGAUCAUCGAUCUACGGAACAUAAGCGAGUACAAUGACCCGGCAUGAAGUUGCGUUUCGCAAUGAAGGAUGUACACUCUGGCAUUGCGAAAGUCGUUUUCCCGCGAACACAAUCGCGAUCAAGCAGCGCGACAUGAAGUCAAUGCAGCUGCGCGUGUAACAUCCACUUCGAUUUAAUAGACGGCUUUCCUUAUGUGUAAUGGAUGUUCCUCUACCUGUGUUGCCAAUUUAUAAUCUACAGAGUCACCGAGUAUAAUGGCAAUUUAAACGACGUUUCAGAUAUAGAGAAUGCAGAUUGAAAACAGAGAUACUAUUCACUUUCGAAUGCUAAGGAAUUCAUUUCUACGACCAUGAAUAUAUAACACUGGAGAUCAUAGCGGGAAUAAAAAUAUGCCGUUUCGCGUUCGUGGGUGCAAGGACGAUGAGGCAGUACGCAUUUAUACGAUCGUUUUAUGAUCAAAUAAGGUCGAGGUUUUAGCAGGACCAAGAAUUGAAGCCAAUCAAUUUGUUAAUAGUAUCUCCUGCAACAAUGAAAAUGCAAAGAAAUGACUUAUAAGUACAUCUAGUUUCUUCAUAAAAACAUGAAGAUUGAUUUAAUGAGUUUCGUGGUCAACGCGAAGUUAAAUUUUACGCAGCUAUUAAAUUUCAUAGAAAUACAACGAGGGAGACCAAAAUAAGCAAUACAUGUUGCAAUAGACUUGCUAUCACUAUCAUUUCUAUGCCAGUGCCAGUGCGACAUAAAUUAGAUAUUAAAUUACAGUGUAUAAUUACAAAUGUUACGCGGAGGGGGAUCGAAUCAACAUGCGCGAGAGAAGGCGCCGCGGUUCGGGAGAACAGAACACGACCGCGCCGUCUCGCGCUGUUCGAGUACGAGGAGGGUUCGCGGUAGUCGUGGUAGGGACAAUAACGACAUCGUGUCGCGCUUUGCUAUCGCGCGGAGAAUCACGGGCAAAUCAAACAUGGCGAUUCAGUCGCUGUUUACGGUGCAAGCAUACGGUUUCUAGUGGUGUGGCAGCGGGUACUGUUGCACGGAGGAGACUUUCGGACGGUGAUAUACGAUUGUGCCAUCGCGCAUUGACAGAUUUCGGUAGAUAUUGUGAUCAUGGACGCGCCUGAGGCAGAAACAACGACGGAGAAAGUGUUGGGCGGCGUCGAUAGAGGCAUACGCGACGCGAAGGGCGUAAAAGUGGAGUCGACGCCUGCGGCGUCAUCACGCCCAGGCGUCGAGCAAGUGCCUCGACCUACCGGCGAGAAUACGAAACGGGAGCAGAAUGUUGAUCAUUCGAACGGGAAGAACUGUCGAGUAUCACUUAUACAGUUCUGUGGAAGAUUGAAAAGUGGUAGUGGCAGUGGUGAUCAGGACAGUGGUCAUCAUGAUGAUGGAACAGAUAUUACGGCAAAGAAAAGAAAAACUCGUAGGGGCAAACCCAAGCAUAGGAAAUUGAAACCCUAUUCGAAACAAUUGUCUUAUCAGCAACAAUUGCGGAGUAGGUCAAUUGGUAGAAAUGCGAAAACUGGUAGGCAGCCACCAGCUCCAUAUAAUACCACGCAGUUUCUUAUGGCUGAUCAUGGCGAUCUGCCUGAUCUCGAACAAAAACUAUCUGAAGCUGCAUCGUUGGAUGUACCUACUAUGUUUACGAAACCACCAGCGCCAACGCGUACUCGGGAUUCCAGUUUCAGCGUUGAUUCGGAUGAAGAUUACUUUUACUCAUCGCCAGAAGAUGAAGAGGAAUUUUUAACGAAGGAAUUCUCGACUGCAUACGAAGCUCUUCACGAAGAAAGGUUGAACACUUUGACGAAAACAGAUUUAAUUCAGGAAUACAAACAUUUAGAAGCCAAAAUGGAUUCGUUGACAAAAAGAUUACGUAAUAAGAGCAUUCAUCAAAUGGAAGAAAGGGAUCCGGAAGGCAAAAACGUCUCCAAUUCAGAAACGGCAGAAAUAGCAAAGAAAUUGAAAUUGUACCAACAACGGAUCGAUGAUUUGAUACAACAAAAUGAACAGCUGAGGCGGGAGAACGAAAUGUUACGUAGUGAAAAGAGAUUGCACGCUAGCAGCUCUGAGUCCAGUGUCGACAGUGAAAGCGACAGCGAUAGUUCUAGUAAUAGCAACCAAAGUGGAUGUAGUUGCUCUCUCUCAAGCCCAGAGACGUCCCCUAAGCAUACUUACAAAUUUAGAUUAGAUAAUAGUGUAAGAACAGAUAGCAAAAGCGACAGCUGCGAUACUAGCCCAAGUGCAAGCCCAAGAACAUCAUCUAUAACACCUACUAAUUUUUCUAAUGGUCACACGAUCAUUAAUGAAACAGAUAUUUUGCUUAAUAAUGAGGACUGGACCAAACUGUUUUUAUUUAUAUUUAAACCAAUUAACACAAAAUGGGGAUCAACGGACGGACAUCAUAGUACUAGAAGCAGAAAAUUUAUAUGGGAGCGCCAAAUGUUGCAUCUAAUUACGAGCAGUCAUUGAUGCACGGAAAUAUCAAGAAGUGGCAUCGUAGACCAUAGAGGUGAGAUUUGCUUACAAUCUGUUUUUUGGUAUCGGAUUCAACAUUCCAGGUUUG